AUGUCAUCAGGCGGGCCGUUAUCACAAUCACUCAAUAAUCGAUUUAAUCAGUUAGCGCCAUUACAAUAUUUUCCUCAUAUUUCACCUCUUCCAUCACAAAUUUUGCCGCAUCGUAUUAAACUUAAGCGGUCGCGUCAACGCGUCGACGCUGGAGAACCAAGAAAUUCCUAUCAGGGCAAUCGCCUACCAAUGUUGCAACAACGAUUUGCAAACGGUUUUCAGUUGUUAAAUAGCGGUGAAACAACAUCAACACCAUCGGCCUCAUCAGCACUAAACGCUAUUUUCCCAUGGAUUACUCAGUCUACUCAAAAUACAGAUGUAAAUAGUAACGAAGGAGAAGCGAUGAAAGAUUGUGAUGUUGUACAUGAUUUAAGUCAACACAAUACUGAUAAUGAUGAUACUACUAUACAAGAAAGAGAAACGUCUAGAAAAUCAUCGGUAUGUGAAGAAGAUGAAGAAGAAUUACUCGAUAGCGAAAGGAAUCCAAAUGAAAUGGAUUUAAACAAAGAUGACAAAGAGAAAGAGAGUUGCGAUGAAGGAAGCCCAACGCUUAUUGCGGGCAGUUCUUCAUCUUCAAGGAGAAAAAAUGCACUUCCGCAACGGCAAUGCUUUAAUAAGCUUCAAGAAAUGUUUGAAACACAAAGGAGAUUUUAUUCGCAAUGGAUUGAACAACAAAGAAAAAUACUUGGUGCAAAUGAAGAAGAACAUAAACGGGUUCAAAUUCAACAAGUUCAACAACAAUUGCAACGUGAUUUUGCAAAACUUGCGCAAUCAUUAAAACAAGAACUUAUUAGUACUCUCAACAAUAGCAUUGAUAAAAUAAUAAAUGAAUUCAUUACGGCAGAAGCUGCAAUAAGUGCACAACGAAUUUCUGCAGCAGCAUUAGAAAAAGAACAAUCUCUUGGAAGGAAUCCGUUUCUAUUUCAACCAUUUUAUACUCAUUUUAAUGGCCAAUUUGCAAAUCCUUUUAUAAAUUCAACGAUGAAUCCGUCCGGUAUAUUUCCAUCAGUUACCCAAUCAACUGGAUUCAAUCCAUUCAUAUCACAUAUAAAACCACCAUCACCAACAGCCACAAUACGUAAAGCCGAUGAUUUAAGCCCGUUUAUGCCUCGCAAAAAGAGAUCGAAGGUGACUGAUUGUACGCGGCUUAAUAAAUUGUCUUCAGCGGGAAAUCGCGAAGGAUCUCAUCCAGAUAGUGCUCGAUCAUCACCAAUGCUUUCAUCAUAUUUUCCUCCAACAAUGGUUGGUCAUCCUAUGUAUGGUCAAGGAAAUUUUGGAAGUGAAGAGCGAGAAAGUCCAAUCAAUUCAGAUGAUGCUAGCGAUUGUGGGCCUUACGAAAAUAGCACUGGAUCAAGUUCAACACUGACUCCAAUGCAUUUACGAAAAGCGAAAUUAAUGUUUUUUUAUACGCGUUAUCCGAAUUCAGCUUUGCUGAAAUCAUAUUUUCCUGAUAUACGUUUCAAUAAAAACAAUACAGCUCAGCUUGUUAAGUGGUUUUCAAAUUUUCGGGAAUUUUUUUAUAAUCAAAUGGACAAAUAUGCCCGAAAUUAUUUAGCUGAAGGAAUAAAAAAUAAAGAAGAUAUUAUUGUAACUCCAGAAUCAGAAAUUUAUAAAAAUCUUAAUCAACAUUAUAAUCGAAAUAAUCAUAUUCAACCACCGGAAAAGUUGACUUUGGUUAUACAAGAAACAUUACGGGAAUUCUUUAGUGCUGUUCAAAGUGGACGUGAUUCAGAGCCUUCAUGGAAGAAAACAAUUUAUAAAGUCAUUAAUCGAAUGGACGAUACCAUUCCAGAAUAUUUUAAGGAUCCAAAUUUUUUGGAACGUUUAGAAGGCUGA
Dracunculus medinensis (Guinea worm) is the source of this 1836-nucleotide messenger RNA. The record is from the annotation of a GenBank genome assembly. NCBI's taxonomy places the organism in Eukaryota, Metazoa, Nematoda, Chromadorea, Rhabditida, Dracunculidae.